AUGAGUUUGUCACGCGUUUCCUCUCACGACGAGCAGGGCUCGUCGAUCGGAAGAAAUGGGAAACUCAGCGGCGGUGGCGGAAACGCCGUAAUCAAUAAUAGUAGCGUUAGUGGUAGUGGAAUUGGAGGGGUGCGUCCCGUGGAUAUAGUGGUUGCCAACCACGAUUUCAUUACCAGCAAAAAAUCGCAGCUGCGAUUGUACGCCGGUGACGUGGUUUACGUACUGGGAAAACACGAAUCAGGCUGGUGGGAUGGUAUAGUAGUGGGAAGCAGAUCAGCUCAGCGUUGUACGCGCGGUUGGUUCCCACAAAACUUUACGAGAGCUUAUCGCGAUAGACGGCACGCGACGCUUCAACCGAAUUCUGGCAAGUCGAGCAACACCACGGGGCUGGGCCAGCGUCAAAGCAACCGUUCAGGUGGCAGUAGUCGACGGAGCAGCAUAACUGCGAUACAUUUCGCGUUUGGGCCUGGCAAUCAGGUUCAGGGAUCGGGUCCAUCCAAUAAUCAUAGACUUGGAACCGUUAGUGAGCCAAACUUAUCGCCAUCAGCGAGCCAAACGUCAUUAUCACCGCACUUGAAAGAGGAUUAUAGAUUCGACAUGAGAAGCGGAGCGCAAGGUACUAAGUCAUCAUCAAGACGGCCUAGUCAGGCUUCGCCGGCAGCAUCUGUUACAAGGUCCGCAAGUGGAUCUACAUCUAACUCUGCAGGCGGCAAAUCGCGAUCUAAGUCGCCGUGCCGUAGUCCAGCACCUGGCUAUACGUCUGCUGCUGAUGAUCAGCAAGAAGAUAUCCAUCGGCAACAGCAACAACAGCUACAGCAACAACAAAAUCAUUCACAGAUCGACCCCUUGCAAAAAAUUAGCAGUUUUGAAGACGAUCGCAGAAGACGAUCACAAGUGGGUACUGACAAGAUGAAUGUUCUAAGUUCUGACGAGGUAGAGAUGAUUUUCAACAACAUUAACGAUAAUUCCCCACCAAUUUGGACACCCGUUGCAACUACCGAGGGAAAAGUAGUCUACUACAAUCGAGAUUACGACAUAUAUUGCAAUACCUUGCCAUUUUUACAAACUCCAGAACUAAACAUCAAAAGCGUAUUUUCUGAUCACGACUGGUACGUGGAUCUCAGCGAAAGGUCUUUGGGCAAAGAUAAAAGAAUUUUUGACAGUUCCAGAAAAAAUAGUACCGAACCCCCCGGGUCUAACCUCUCAGAUUCUAGAAUUUCAUCGGUUGCACCGAACUCCUUGAAUAAUUUUCGCGUGUCCCAAGGUAGCCGCAGAUCAAGCAUAGAUGAAAAAAGUAAGAGCUUCAUCGCAGCAGCUCUUCUGUCUGAAGCCGGUGCUGGCACUGGCAAGGAAGGGGAAAGGAAUAAUGCAAAAUCUCAAAGCGAAGACGGUGGUGGUAAACGUAAUGGAACCGAGAACGAAAUCAACAGCGGGAAUAACAAUGAUAUCUGGAGUAAGGGCCAAGCGUCAACCUUACUCUCCAAGGAAGAGCUUUUUUUCCACCAUCGAUCGGAUAUCCGAUCUUGGACUGAGUUAAGGGACACCACGUUAUUCUUCGCACGCAAGGCGUACGCCAGCUUUUUCCGGAAUGAUUAUCAUGAAUUUAAUCAAAAUUUCGAAAUCACCUCGAAGUUCACCAUAUACUAUCACAAUGCUUGUCGACUUUUGAAGGGUGAAUUAGUAAGGAAUAAUGCCAAAAGAGAUGUUAAAAGGCUACUGAAAAGAAUGACGGCAUCAACUUCAGCGGUUAGCCUAAACGGGAAUUUAUAUUUUUGCUCCCCUCAAAGAUUUGAUAUUUCAUUUUUACCUAGCUCACCACAGCCCCACAAAUCUAGUGUGACUAGUACAGGAACUGCUGUUCAUGAUCCGGUUCGCAUUUCCGUCUCAACGCUAAACCCACUCAAUAAAGGCACUCCAAAAUUGAGUAUUGGAAACAGUGACUUUUACCUGACUGAUGAUGCACAGGGUCAACCAGAUGCAGAAAAGAAUGGUGAUCGUAACGACAGACUAGGAUCAGUUAUGAGCUCUUAUACAAUUCAAGCGCACAGCUCCGCGGUCGACGAAAAUUCCAAUAUUUCGAUACAGUCUCUGUUCCAAUCAAUCGAUUCUGAGUUCAGUUUAUUUAUGAAGUGCAUCCGGGAUCUGCAUGCCAUCAUGGUAUCAAAUAGUUCAAGUGGUGGUGUGCUACCCCAACUUUUCACUCGAUUUUUUCGAGAUUGCUUCAGUGGAGGUGCUUGGACAAGCACCUUUCAAGACAACUUCACCGAUUUAACGGCUAGAAAUUCAGUACUGGGCUUUGGAUCACUCCAGGACCCAUAUUCUGUCACAACAACAAAUCCAUUCGGAAGCGUCAGCAGUAAACCCACGAUCGAAGGCUCAAUUCUAUCAAAAGGGUCCGCCGAAAAUGAAAAACUCUCAUCGCAACGUGCACUUGCAAAGACAAAGAGCUCCACGAAACCAAGGUAUCCCCUGACCGAUAACACUCUAACCUUCAUGAAGAAACAAAUUGAUUAUUUCACAUCGACAUCUUUCCAAAGUUACGAGACGUUACUUGAGGAACGUCCUUCGAAAAAAAGAAAUCUUGAAAUAAGCACUGCUUGCCAUCGCGAACUUAGUCAUUCCGUCACCGUGAUUGAAACACUUGAAAAUUUGGAUUUGCGAUUCUUUUUGAACAUGAAAAAUCUCGGCUACAAAACUGAGCUUGACGAAGAUAGUGAGGAAUUACGACAACAUGCUAUGACUGCAUGCGCUCCACUUCUUAUGGAGUUUUUCGACGUGAAGCAAGCACUUUAUGAUGUCACAAUAAAAAAGAUUAUGGACAUCCAAAACUUGACAUUGAGUGAUCCAUUUGUUUUCUGCGCAAUGGCGGGCGAUCAAUCUUUUGCCGACGAAAGAGAUGAAAAUAGUAAAGUGCCCAAUACCCUUAAGCUAGAGAGACUAGCUGACGCAUAUUGCAAGCGCCUGAUAUCAGAUGAUGUCGAAAUAAACAAUCUGUCUUUUUUGGACACAGAUUUGGAACUAAAAGCCACCCAAGCUUCCUUUUUGCGUAUCAUUGGUGCUGCAUAUCAAAUAGUGGAGCAACUCAUGCAAGAACGAGAGAGCAUUUUGAACUACGCUGCUAGGAUGAUGAAAAAUGAUCUAAUUACAGAGCUUAUGAAAGGUGAGCAAGACAAAUGGUACGCCGGCUCUGAGGGAAAGUUCGCCGAUUCAGAGAUUGAACAUAUCGGUCCCCAAGACUUUGAUAAAAGCUUUUCAAUAGAUGUACCGUGGUUCCUUGACUCAGAGCAUGAAUAUUCACUUAUUUACGAUAAUCAAGGAUGCAUUAAAGGUGGAUCGAAAGCUGCUUUACUGGAACAUUCAACAAGUCACCUAAAGAUUGACGCGCCCUUUAAUAUUUCCAUGCUUCUAACCUUUCGAAGUAUUUUCACAACAUCAGAGUUUCUUCACGCUUUGGUUGAGAGAUAUCAUUUGUAUCCACCGGAAGGCUUGAGUUUCGAAGAGUACAGCACCUGGAUCGACAAAAAAUCUAACCCGGUUAAAGCUCGGGUGGUCAACAUUAUGAAGACGCUUUUCUCGCAUUAUUGGACGCCCGCCUAUUACGAACCGGGCAUUGAUGACCUUAUUAGUUUUGCUCAGUUAGCUACUGCUCAGAAUGUUAGUGGCGCGCCAGCUUUACUUAUCGAGCUCAAGAACCGCCUUUCUUUGAAAGGAAAUUUGAAAAACUUUGUUCCGGAGACAAUAAAGUUUGACGAAAGUGGGCAUAAUUACGGUGGAAAUGCGCUGAAUCCUAAAGUUGCCACAGGUAGCUCUAUAGAGUCUGGGACCGGAUAUGGGUUCAGAAUGAGAAAGCUAAAACUCUUGGAUAUAGAUCCACAGACAUUUGCUAAACAACUGACUACGAAGGAACACUUCCUUUACUCCAAAAUCACCCCAUUCGCAUGUUUUGACCGUAUAUGGGGUAAGAAGUAUUGCAAGUUUGGUGGCUCCGAAGACAUCUCGAAAUUUAUUUCAAGUGCAAACACUUUGACCAAUUAUGUCUCGUUUGCGAUUGUAAAACAAUCAAAUAUCAAGAAGAGGGCGAGAAUAAUCCAGCAUUUUAUUUCCAUAGCAGAACAUGCUUAUGAACUCAACAACUUUUCCUCUAUGACAGCUAUUAUUUCAGCUUUGUAUUCUUCCCCCAUAUUUCGUCUAAAAAGGAGCUGGUCACUCGUACCAGCCGGCAGUAAGAAAAUUUUGGAGAAUUUGAAUACUUUGAUGGACCCAGCAAAAAACUUUUUAACCUAUAGAAGUUGGCUAAAAUCUGUGAAAGAUGUGGCAUGUGUGCCAUUCUUUGGUGUUUACCUAUCUGAUUUGACUUUCAUUGCUCAAGGUAAUCCUGAUUUUUUGCACAGAUCUGCCGAUAUUAUAAACUUUGGCAAACGAGUGCGGAUUGUUGAAAUCUUGAAGGAGGUUGCCAGCUACCAAAACAUCCGAUACAAAGUGAAGCGAUAUGACGAUGUUCAAGCAUUCAUCGAAGAAUCUAUAAAAAACGUUCCCAACAUAGAGAAACAGUACGAACAGUCCUUGCGGGUCGAGCCUCGUACUGAUGCAUCAGCCGGUCUGAACAGUACAAAUGCUGUUUCGAAGGCAGACAUUGGGAAGAAAUUGGAAAAAAGAUCUCGUUUUGUUAAGAACAGAAAAAGGGCCACUAAGUUAAUUGGUUGA
Lachancea nothofagi CBS 11611 is the source of this 4704-nucleotide messenger RNA. The record is from the annotation of a GenBank genome assembly. Lineage: Eukaryota; Fungi; Ascomycota; Saccharomycetes; Saccharomycetales; Saccharomycetaceae.